AUGGAACAUUUAUCGAUUAAAAUAAAUGAUUUACCAGAUGAGAUUCUUAUACUUAUCUUGAAAAAAUUAUAUAAUGCCGAUGUACUCUAUUCUUUAACAGGGGUUAAUAAACGAUUUAAUACAAUUGCACAUAAUUUAACUUUUGCAAGUCAAUUAACAUUAUUCUGUGAAUUUGAUAACGUAAUCUCUCGAUUACCUGAUCCAAUGCUUGAUCGAAUUUGUUCUCAAAUUUUACCUUUGAUUCAUCAUAAAAUCAAAUCGCUUAAACUUGAAUCGACAUCUAUGGAACGUAUUCUUCUUGCUACAAAUUAUCCUAAUUUAAAUGAACUUGGUUUAUAUGGUGUUAAUGUAGAAAAAGCUUUAUCUCUCUUUACUGGUAGGAUGUCACCUCCAAUUGUUAUUUCUUCAAAUCUAUUAGAAUUACAUGUUCAUGUGGUUUGUUUCACUGAUUGCCUUCAUUUGCUUGAUGGACGUUUUAAUCAACUUCAUACAUUUCAUGUUGAUAUUAGUUUCAUUUCCUCUGACACUUUAACAAUCAAUAAUGAGGAAAAAUUACCUAAUCUAACAUGUUUUUCGUUAUGUUGUGUUAUGCAUGCACAUGAUUAUGAUCAAUUAAUUGUACCAUUACUACAUCGAAUGUUGAACUUAGAAAAACUUGAUUUACAUCUUAAUAAUGUCGUUCGUAAUAAAGGAUGAUAUCUGAUCUUUGUUUACCUGAUCCAAUCCUUAAUCGAUUUUGUUCGCAAAUUUUACCUUCGAUUCAUCAUAAAAUCAAAUCGCUUAAACUUGAAUCAACAUCUAUGGAACGUAUUCUUCUUGCUACAAAUUAUCCUAACUUAUUUGGACUUAGUUUAUAUGGUAUUGAUGUAGAAAAAGCUAUAUCUCUCUUUACUGGUAGGUCAUUUUACUUUGAUUAUUUUAAUUCUAAAUAAAUGAAAAGUAAAUAAAAAUUCAGUAUUAUUUGUUUCAUUAUAUUUAUAUAGUUGAGUAGAUCAUUCAGCAAUCUAAGUAUAAAUUUGUAUGCUGCAUUAUUCGUUUUAAAUAAAUUGAACAAAUCAAGAAUAUGAUUUGAUCAAUAUUAAAAAUAAUUAGUUUGUUUCUCUAGGCAUUUUUAU
Molecule: messenger RNA, 1115 nt
Organism: Rotaria sp. Silwood2
Lineage: Eukaryota; Metazoa; Rotifera; Eurotatoria; Philodinida; Philodinidae
Source: the annotation of a GenBank genome assembly